Durio zibethinus is the source of this 625-nucleotide messenger RNA. Its product is annotated as tRNA N(3)-methylcytidine methyltransferase trm141-like. The record is from RefSeq and is a predicted model, not a curated record. NCBI's taxonomy places the organism in Eukaryota, Viridiplantae, Streptophyta, Magnoliopsida, Malvales, Malvaceae.
CCAUUUUCAAGUGAUUCAAUCAAUGGCUACAAAUAAACAGGGCCUUGUAUGAAUAUCAGCAAAGUUAGAAGAAACAGCAGAACGGGUGAUCAUUGCUCUACGACUAGAAGUAUUGAAUUGACACCAGCUACCCUCGCUCGAUGCCAUCAAUUUACUUAGUCUCCACCGCCCAUCAAUGACACCAGCAUUUUCGUCCGACGGUCAUCCAAGCUAGGCGUAAAUAUCCCAACUUGGAUGAGACAGGAUGAGUACUACCAGAAAAACUCCGUUCUUCAAGGAUAGACAUUACUUGGAGAAGGAGUGGGGGCAAUACUUCUCUGAUGAUGCUCAUUCCGCAAAUGGCAAGGUUGUUUUAGAGGUUGGUUGUGGAGCUGGCAAUACAAUCUUUCCACUUGUGGCAGCAUAUCCCAAACUUAACGUGGAAGCUUUUGAUAUCUCACCUUGUGCAGUCGUGCUUGUUAAGUCACGUGCGGAGUUCAGAGAAGAUUGGGUUAAUGCAUUAGUCUGUGAUUUUACAAUUGACAAUCUUCUAAAAAGGAUUAAUCCUUCUUCAGUUGAUGUCAAUACCUUGUACACUGCUCAUGCUCCCGUGCUUCACUUGUUAAGGACAACAUCUAUAUCAUAA